Molecule: messenger RNA, 324 nt
Organism: Gryllus bimaculatus (two-spotted cricket)
Lineage: Eukaryota; Metazoa; Arthropoda; Insecta; Orthoptera; Gryllidae
Source: the annotation of a GenBank genome assembly
AUGAAAUUUGCAGAUCAUCUAGAUUUAAGCCUCAUCUCUCGUACGUUAGAAUGUCCUAACAUGGGGUUGUGCGCGGAGCUGCUGUACGCGGCCGCUGUGUUCCUCCUGUUGUGGCAAGCCUGCACGGCCGAGAUCUACGACGGAUUUCAUUUCAGCUAUGACGGGUUCGCGGACGGAGGCAAGUCCGACAAGGAGAUCUUGGACGAGCUGCUGAAGAGCUCGCGCUACGACAAGCGGCUGCCUGGGGCCGCCUGCGAAGUGACUGCGCCCGCCACCCACCCCACCCCACCCCCAUCCCUUCCCGCGUGCCGCCGCGGCCGAUGA